This is a messenger RNA of Xylaria bambusicola, 2267 nucleotides long. RefSeq names its product FAD dependent oxidoreductase. NCBI's taxonomy places the organism in Eukaryota, Fungi, Ascomycota, Sordariomycetes, Xylariales, Xylariaceae. Gene Ontology annotation, cellular component: cytoplasm. The record is from RefSeq and is a predicted model, not a curated record. The transcript is spliced from 4 exons. Gene Ontology annotation, molecular function: oxidoreductase activity. Bases 456 to 1901 code for a protein of 481 amino acids.
CGAGGAAGACCUAAGGACCUACUCAAGAGUCAACAAGCAAGGCCAAUGAAUGGGCUGUGGCGUGCCCCCUCUCCAGACAAGUGUAGACUUCCUUACAAGUUCAACUGAUCAUUAAAUGUCUGCAUUGUGGUAUGAACAGAUAGAGGGAAGGAGGAAACCAUCAGUAAAUCUCUCGCUGUGUCAACAUGUGAACUGAGAGUAUCCUGUGAUCCCUUCAAUCCGACGGAAAAGGGGUCACCCGAGCGAGAGGCGCGUCACGUUGGUAUCCACAGUACAGUUCUCGCAUCGCAGCGUGCAGGUGCAGGUGCAGUGCGGGGAAUCUAAACGUCUGCCUGCUAGCGAGUGUAUAAGUCAACAUCGGAAGAAGAACUCAAGGGAACCUGUUUCUCUACAUCCUUUGUCUAUUCCCAGAUCGAGACUUUAAAUAGAUCAAGAAAUCGAAUUUAUUGGUAUUCAUGCAUAUAAACAUAUCAAUGGACCCUCUGCCGUCGGAAGAAGUGGCCAGUACACAGCGGGCUGAGCUACCCACCCCGAAUAGCACACAUUCGUACUGGCAUCGCGAUCCUUCCAAGAAGCUGCUAAAUCACCAUACUACGGAAGAUCUCCCUUCUACUGCCGAUGUCAUUGUUGUUGGUAGUGGGCUAAGCGGGGCAUUUGCCACUCGAGAAUUGGUGGCUGGUGGACGGAGUGUGGUGAUGCUUGAGGCGAGGGAAGCUUGUUGGGGUGCAACAGGACGAAAUGGAGGCCACUGCCAGCCCAAUGUAUGGGGCACCACUGAAGAACUCGCGAGAUUCGAGCUCGCCACAUUCAAUAUGGUCAAAGAUCUAAUCACCCAACACAAUGUCCCUUGUGACUGGAAGGUAGUUGGCGGAAUCCGCGCCAUAUACACGGAGGAUGUCCUCGAAGCAGCGAAGCAACAGAUCGAGCGUUUACAGAAGUAUCCAGAUCUCAAGGACAAGGCAUUUCUGAUCACAGAAAUAGCCGAACUCGCAGCUCAGCACGUCCCGGAUGCCAUAGGUGCCAUACUACAACCGAAUGCCGCCAAGCUAUGGCCAUACAAGCUCGUUGCGUGGAUUCUAGAGACGUUGGUCAGCGAGCACGACGCAGCGGCUUUUAAUCUUCAGACUAACACGCCUGUAACAAAUCUUGAGCGCGAUGGGACAUCAUGGGUCGCGCAUACCCCGCGCGGGACUACCCGGGCCCGCGAAGUGCUUCUCACGACGAAUGCGUACACGUCGUAUCUGCUGCCUGGUCUGACGGAUGUAAUUUUGCCUGUGCGCGGACAAGUCUGCGCUCUUGAGCCGCCACAAGGCGCGGUCCAGCUGCCACACAGCUACGUGUGGACAGAUGCAAGUGAUCAGUACCUGAUCCAUCGGGGCCUGGACGACACCCAAGUCGGGGUGCCAGAUAGAAGUCUGGUUUUAGGGGGCGAACGAUUUGCCGUGCCGGAAGGCGAAGAGGGCAUAUCCCGCGAUGACGCGAUCAAUCCGAUAAUAAGCCGCGCGCUGCACAGUAGCCUGAGCAAGGCCAUUAAGCUGCUUCCCGGUGGCGAGCCAGAGAAAAAGGAAUUACGCGCCGCGUACGAGUGGACGGGGAUCAUGGGGUAUUCGCGCGACAGCCACCCUUUCGUCGGGCGCGUACCGGCGUCUUUCCUUGCGGAAGGUGAAAGCGAGACCUCCGCGACCGACGGGCUGUGGAUCAGCGCCGCCUUCACGGGCCAUGGAAUGCCGGUGGCCCCGAGGUGCGGCAUCGCCGUGGCGGAGAUGAUGCUUGGGAAAGAAGGUGGUGUGGAUAUCCCGGCGGCUUGGGUCCCGAGCGAUGAGAGGAUCGCGAGGGCGCGGCUCAUGGAGCUACCUAGGACUGUCGAGGAUCUAAUAAGGUCGCUACCUUCUGUGGAUUGAAAUCUAUGUUCCUAGCUAUCGCAUUACGGGUUUGUAAUCCUCCCUUUUUCUCGUUGAGUGGAAUAGAUACGGGCAUGUUAGAUUUGCAUAGAGGGACGAGAGUCAGGUUAUGGAAUCUUUGAUCCAGAGACUUCCUAUAAUAACGGUCUUCCAAGACUUUCAGUGGAAGCUAUCGGUAUCAAAGUAAUCAUGACUAUGCCAAUAGAACAAGACGGACGCUUAGUCGUCAAUUUUAGAAAUCUGGGGCUGGCCUGUAACAUGUCACGAGGGAUGUUAUCGAGUUGAAAGGCAAUAGGUCGCAAAGUAGGUUGAAUAUGGACCAAAGAGUUGCUCGAACUGUUUGUCGUUUCUUAACGCAGAAGGCAG